Molecule: messenger RNA, 921 nt
Organism: Eimeria necatrix
Lineage: Eukaryota; Apicomplexa; Conoidasida; Eucoccidiorida; Eimeriidae
Exons: 5
Coding region: 1-921 (306 amino acids)
Source: RefSeq, a predicted model, not a curated record
AUGGCUACGGGGGUGGCAGUGCCUCCAGACAAACAGAGAAUCACUCAAGUGGAGAGUUGUAGCGGAACCGCGACGGAGUCCGUUGCUGUUGCGGUUGGUGAACGUAUGAGCGCCACUACAUUCCCUGGGCAACUGGACGGAUGUUCCUCUGUUGCUGCUGCCGUUUGUGCAGAGGCAGUUGCUGAACAAGAGCCAGGGCUCCAGAUAGUAAGGAAGGGACGGGCAGGGAGUGCUAUUAGCACAUGUUCCGUAGGCGCGCCCGGAGGAAGUAGCGGUGCCUCCACAGCAACAGGGGAGCGGGAUGGCUCUGUAAGUGUUAUCGCUCACUCCCAGGGAGAAAAUAGCUCGUUUUAUGAUGGUGUGGGACCCUCCCGUGGCCCCGUUGGCCCUGAUCAGGGUGGCCAAAACUGUAGCGUGGCGGCCGUCUUAAAGCGCCAGGCCCUCCUGGCUGCCAUAGGCCUGCAGCACUCGCCAAAAUCUGACAGGCUUUAUCUCCAAUCCCAUGCAUGCGCUAUCCUUCACUUCAUAGCUCUUUUCAUGUCCUUCGUUAUGCUCGUCACCCUAUGGGGCAUUUUGGACGUCGCUGUGGAGAUUUUAGCCGGCCCCAAUAGCGUUGAUCAGUUGCAGGGCUAUUCGGUGAUGUUGGCGGUCGGUUUAUUGCUCACUAUCGUGCUAAAGCUCGUUGAGAACCAGGGUCUUAAACUAACAGUCUACCCAACCCUGAUUGUCUCCCUGAUUACGGUUGUGGCGGCGUGGGGAAUUAUCGAUGGACUGGUGGAGGUCGGUGCUCUGGGGAGCAAGCAUUGUGAAGGUCUGAUUUAUGCCUUGUUUUUUAUUGUGGCAGCUGCUCUCGUGUCUUUACACACCUGCUUCUGCAACAGGAGUUUCAGCACUCAGCUGCACCGGUUUGUCUGUUACUAA